UCCGACUGAUCAUCCAGUCCAUGAACCUUACUCCGAAUGUCUCCUGACCAGCAAUACCCAUAGCAUACUGUAGUACACAGUAAGUACGGAUGAAAAUCCAAGACUCCAAACCAAAAGACAACUUACCACAAACCGAACAACUCCACUCACCGGCCCGCCCGAACGAAUGGUUGGCCAUGCUUUAUCAACCAAUCGCUCGCGGGCUGAUCAGUUUUGGAUCCGGCCAGCAAAUCUCUUCCUGUCCCUCCACCGUCUCCGUCUCAGUCUCUUUCCACUGUUCGCUCUACCCUUCGAUCCAUGACUGUGUCCCUCGUCUGUCUCCAUUCAUCAUUCUUCCCUCCCUUAAUCACGAUUAUUGCUUUUAUCUAUUCCUUUCCUGCAUAUCCGUUUCACUCCCACUCCCUUUGGGUUUGGGCUGUCAGCUGUUGCUCCUCCAGUCUAGGCCCCCCUUAGUGGCCGCCUUUUUUUUUUCACUACUCUUUCCACCACCCCCCCCCUCCCCCCCCCUUGGAUCUCCCUCCAUCAACUGGAACCCCCCCAAUCUCUCUCCGUCUCCUUUCAGCCCAGUCGGUCUGCUGGCCUGUCGUGUCCCCAUCGGCCCAAUCAAGAUCCUCCUCUUCCCAUCUUUCCCUUUAAUCUUAAAAUUGACCCUUGGUGAUCUUCUUGCAUUUUAAUUGCUCCUAUUUUCCCCUCAUUCUCGAUUCCGUGGGUUGUUCCAGAAAAAUCCAUAGGCAAUUAAAGCCACCGAUCACAGGCCACUAAGGCUUGAGGAGAUCCGGGCUUAGUCUCGCAUUCGUCCAUCCCUGGAUUCCCGCGAGUCAGAGAACCGUUCGGAACUCUGACACUGA
This is a messenger RNA of Aspergillus saccharolyticus JOP 1030-1, 848 nucleotides long. RefSeq lists its product as uncharacterized. The record is from RefSeq and is a predicted model, not a curated record. Lineage: Eukaryota; Fungi; Ascomycota; Eurotiomycetes; Eurotiales; Aspergillaceae. Bases 90 to 674 code for a protein of 194 amino acids. The transcript has a single exon.